UACAGUUUAACACAUAUUCACAUAGAAAGCACUGUAGUAAAAAUAUUUCACAAUAUUAGUGCUUUUGCUGUACUUUGUAUCAAAUAAAUGCAGGCUUGAUGAGCAGAAAGGAAUUCUUUAAAAAACAUUAAAAAUCUUACUGUUCAAAAUCUUUUGACUGCUGGUGUAUAUGAGAAGCUAUAUCCAUUUCUUGUGUGCAUCUAUGUUGCAGGCAGCCGUGUAUCAAAUCAAAUCAAAAUUUAUUUAUAAAGCUCCUUAAAAAAACACAGAGUGGACAAAAGUGCUGUACAAUUACAUAAAAUACAAAAUAAUAAAAAUACAAUAAAAUAAACCAAUAUUAAUGCAUCUAAUCCGAACCAAUAGUUCUCACAAAGCAGCAAAAGCCUCACCAAACAAAUCUGUCUUAAAGCGGGUUUUGAACAUGUUUACGGAGGCGGGCGAUCUGACGGAUAUCAGUAGAUCGUUCCACAGCCGUGGGGCAGACACUGAAAAGCAGGAUCUCCUUUGGUUUUUAGACGUCAUCGAGGGAUUUCGAGAAGCAGCUGGUCUCCGUCAGCGAUGGAAAUGCACGAGCUCAGACAUAUAUUUUGUUGCCGGUCCAUGUAGGGCCUUGAGAGUAUAUGAUGGACUCUUUCUAAAUGUUCACUUAAUGUGCAAUUACUCAACUCUCUCCUACAGAACUUAAACAGGGUCAAACCGACCCGAUGAGAUGAAACUGGACUUAAACACUCCAGAAAUGUACGUUCUAUAAAUCUAUACUGUGAAAAAUACUCACUGCAGCAAAAGUGGGACAACUAGCCCCAGUGCCCCAAUUUCUGGAGUAUUUUGUUGUUGUGGUGCGUGUUGAAUCUCAGUGAGGUCACAUGACUGGAGGUCUCUUGAACAACUCACAGAAAGAGUCAGUGUAUGAUUUUCUGUAUCAGUUAACUUCUAUGAACUAAACUAAAUCCACGUGUUGCGAGCAUGCUUUGUGUUUAAAGCAGGUUUUGUCCUCGCUGCUCUUCAGCAGAGUUUCUCAGGAGCUUCGCAGGAGGUUUCUUGAAGCAGAGACACAGUUCUUCUGGAUUUAGUCUCUGUUUGUUCUGUUGAUCAGAUCACAUCUCUAAAAUAGCACUGGAUUAUUAGUUUACAAAACAUUACUACUUACUUAUAAGACCCUUAAUGGUUCAGCUCCUGCGUACCUAACUAUUCUUCUGCCACGAGGAUAGCGAAGUCCACUAAAGGAGGCAGAGCUUUUUCAAACUCUGGAACGGCCUUCCUGAUAACGUUCGGCGUUCAGACACACUCUCUCUGUUUAAAUCUAUUAAAGACACGUCUCUUUAGCCAAGCGUUCACAUAAUGCAUCUCAUAAUCUUGUACUGCUGUUACAUCUGAUCAAAUGCACAUUAUCAUUCUUUUGCUUGAACACAUCAUUUUUUAUUUAUUUAUUUUUGCUUGCUUGGAACAGCUGCUACGCUAAUUGUGUCUCUAUUUGUUUCUCUGUUUCUGUCACAGGAUUGGCAUCCCGAGCCAAUAAAAGACCAGUUCUAUUUGUUGACCCAAAAGAACCGCCACAAUUGGUUGUGUCCAAACGUCCCACCUCUGUGUCCUGCGGGAGAGACACUAAACUAAGGACACGUCUAAGCUGGCGAUGGUCAGACAGACUUUGGCAGAGACUUUGUGAGGAUCGAAGCAGGACAGCUCUGCAGUGGCUCAUUUCAUCAUCGUCAUGUCAAACACCUCGGCUCUGAGCCUGAACUCCAGCGUCUCUGGGUGGCGCCGUCCGCUCUGGUACCAGUAUGAAGUGUGUGCAGAAGCUCCUCAUUGGUUCAUCUUCUACUUUGGAGUGAAAGUAUUGAACCUGGUGGCAGGAUUCCCAAUGAACGCCCUCGUGGUGUGGCAGAUCCUGAGGAAGAAGAGCGAAGGCUCAACAUCCGACGUCUUCAUUUUUAACCUCUCCAUCCUGGACGCCUAUUUUGGCCUCAUGACGCCGGUGGAUAUGGCCAACCGGCUGUACUUCAACCAUCCGUCUGUCUGGUACUCCCAGCGUUUCGCCUACGGACUCAAAGACGUGACUCCGCUGUUUCUCACCUGUAUUUGUCUGGACAGGUACAUCGCUGUAGUCCAUCCCAUCCUCUUCACCGGGAUCCGUGACACUCGCAUCCGGAUCGGCAUCUCGGUGCUGGUUUGGGGACUCAUCCUGGCCUACUCACUGACCAAAUGCAUCUUAGGCGUCAUGAGCGUGAACGAGGUCUUCAGCGGAGUCAUCCUCUCGGCCUUCUUCAUCAUGGUGUUCUGCAACCUCUCCAUCAUCUGGGUCCUCAGGAAGAGCGUCGCAGGGAAAGAAGUCAUGAACCCGGUGAAGAAGAGGGCCUUUAAAAUGGUGAUUAUCAUCCUUGCCAUCAUCGUAGGGAACUAUCUGCCUCCCGUGGCUCUGUUGCCGUUUGCAUCCACCUUCUCAUUCAUGAAGCUGCAUUGCAAGGUUCUUCUCGGCGUCUUCUCCCUCAUGGACCUGAGCUGCACCAUCGAGCCCCUGCUCUACAUCUCUAAGAUGGAUCGAUCCGCGUUCUGUCAAUGUCUGCAGAGUCCUUCCAAGAAACCCAUCACCGUGAGCGUCUGAAAUGAAAAACUGUCUGAUUUUGUGUGUGUGAUUGUAGACUUUUGGGUUGUCAUUGUAUGUUUCUGAUCCAGUGGUUCUCAACUGGCGUGUCUCAGGUCUGUUGUGAUUGGUCACUGAACGAGGGAAAAACACAAUGUUAAAUGCAAAAAAGUCAACAUUUUGAUAGUAAAAUAGACUCAUCAACCAAAUAAAGAAAAGAGAAAACUCCUCCCAUAGGCAUAGCUACUGAUGUCAAAGAUUGUGUGUCCAUCAAACUCUACAGAAUUUUGGCACAAAUUCAUCCUUCCUCAGUAAGAUUUAUCUGUAUGGGGGUAAAAGUCAAAUUAGACAUAUGGAUCGACUUGGACAGGGUGUGUGACGCUCUCAUCCUCAAACCAUGAAUAAAACUACACACUCAAAAAAUACAUCACAUUCACUCUGUUUGUGCAGCGAACUGUCUGCUGCAUGGAAACACUUCAAUUGGGUUAAAGCCAUGUAAAUAACUUUUCAUCUUACUGGGCCUUUUCAGGGUCUACUUAUUACAACAUUAAUAUAUUUCAAUGUUUAAUAUGUAAAUUUUAGCACCGUGUUGCAUGCUGCUGUAUUUAUGGUUAGAGUACUUGUCUUAUUUGAAAUUCUGAUUUGAUCAAAACCAGUAGAGAAGCACUGAUUUAACGAAGCGCUCAUCAUCAGCAUGUUGACUUUAUGAAACUGUGCGGGUUGUUGUGUUUUCUGUGUCGUGUUUCCCCAGACGUCUCCUGUUUGCCUGUUUCUCCGCUGCUCGUUUAUCUCCUAACGACUCUUUUCUGAUUGAUCUUCAGACUCUGGGAAGAUCAGGCUACAGCGAACGGAUCUGAACUUCACUUUCUUCCCCUCACUGUUGUGUUUGUGUCAGAUAACCUGAUUCUUUCAUUUCUCACUGAUUAGAUACCAGCUUUCCAGAUGCAUAAUUAAGAACAUUAACGAGUCAAUAAUUAAGACGUUAAUUAAAAUGCCUGGGGAUUAAUUAAGAACGGACUGAGGUGACGCAGAUGGUACGAGCUUGUAAUUGUGUAACUAGAUAAUGCUACGAGAUUAAUUAACAUGAAAAACAUUUACAGUAGAUGCUCACGCGAGUUUGUGUUGUCAUUGAUCUCGGACUGCUAGAGAUGGUUUAAUAACAUGAGCAUAAACGACAAGAUAUAUGAACAGUUGCUGUAUUUUUGAUGCAUA
This is a messenger RNA of Onychostoma macrolepis, 3790 nucleotides long. RefSeq names its product P2Y purinoceptor 1-like. NCBI's taxonomy places the organism in Eukaryota, Metazoa, Chordata, Actinopteri, Cypriniformes, Cyprinidae. The record is from RefSeq and is a predicted model, not a curated record. The transcript has 3 exons. Gene Ontology annotation, cellular component: membrane. Bases 1709 to 2599 code for a protein of 296 amino acids. Gene Ontology annotation, biological process: phospholipase C-activating G protein-coupled receptor signaling pathway; positive regulation of Rho protein signal transduction. Gene Ontology annotation, molecular function: G protein-coupled receptor activity.